GUAUAAAGCAGGGCUGGCAAGGCUCCUUCUGGCAGAGAGAGGCACCAGAAGGGAAGCUCCAAGGCUGAAUUCUCCAUCUAUCCAUCCAAGCAAGACACAGCCCAAGACCCUCCGGAUACCAGCCAUGGGUCUGUCCCUCUGGGCCCCCUUCCUGAUGGGGCUCCUGGCCCUGAGAUGCGCCCAGGCCGCCCCCCUCCAGGACCCCAGCGGACCCCUGGUCAUCUCUUUCCCUGGAGACACGGUCAGCCAGGUGUCUGAGAAAGAUCUGGCCAAGCGCUACCUUUACCGUUACGGCUACCUGGAAGGGUCGGGCCAUCUGGCCGGGCAGGUGACGCUGGACCAAGCCCUGAGGAAGAUGCAGCAGCGGCUGAGCCUCCCGGAGACCGGGGAGCUGGACGGCCCCACGCUCAGCGCCAUCCGGGCCCCUCGCUGCGGGGUCCCCGACUUUGGCUCCUUCCAGACCUUCCAGGGGGACCUCAAGUGGGACCACAACGACAUCACCUACCGGGUGGUCAACUAUUCUCCCGACCUGGACGCCGGCAUCAUUGACGACGCCUUUGCCCGGGCCUUCCGGGUCUGGAGCGAGGUCACUCCGCUGACCUUCACCCCCCGGGAGAGCGGCGAUGUGGACAUCCUCAUCAUGUUUGGAACCGAUGAGCAUGGCGAUGGCUACCCUUUUGACGGCAAGGAUGGGCUCCUGGCCCAUGCAUUCCCUCCGGGAAAAGACCGCUUCAGUGGAGAUGCCCACUUUGACGACGACGAGUUCUGGACCCUGGGAACUGGGAUUGUGGUGAAGACCUACUAUGGGAACGCCAAGGGCGCCAACUGCCGCUUCCCCUUUGUCUUUGGGGGAAAGUCCUACUCCUCUUGCACCACCGACGGGCGCUCCGACGGCCUCUCCUGGUGCGCCACCACCGCCGACUACGACAAGGACAAGACCUAUGGCUUCUGCCCCAGCGAACUUCUCUUCACCUACGGAGGAAACGGCGAUGGGGAGAAGUGCGUCUUCCCAUUCAUCUUUGACGGCAAGUCCUACGAGAGCUGCACCACCGAGGGACGGAGCGACGGGUACCGAUGGUGCGCCACCACCGGGAACUUCGACCAGGACAAGAAGUAUGGCUUCUGCCCCAACAGAGACACGGCCGUGGUGGGGGGCAACUCCCAGGGCGAGCCCUGCGCCUUCCCCUUCACCUUCCUGGGCAAGAGCUACUCUUCCUGCACCUCCGAGGGCCGUGAGGACGGGCGGCUCUGGUGCGCCACCACCAGCAACUACGACGCCGACAAGAAGUGGGGCCUCUGCCCUGACCAAGGGUACAGCCUCUUCCUGGUGGCCGCCCACGAGUUUGGCCAUGCGCUGGGCCUGGAGCACUCCAGCGUGCGCGAGGCCCUCAUGUACCCCAUGUACACCUACCUGGCCGACUUCCAGCUGCACCCGGACGACGUAGAAGGCAUCCAGUACCUGUACGGGAAGGGCUCAGGCCCACAGCCCACGCAAAGCCCCGACGUCCCGGACACGGAGCCCCCCACGGAGCCCGACGACUACGAUGAUGCAUCCACCACGGAUGAGUCGGGCUCCUCGGUGACAGAGGAGGACGCCUGCAGGGUCCAGGGAUUCGACACUGUGGCCGAGAUCAAGAAGGAGCUGCACCUCUUCAAAGACGGGAAAUAUUGGCGGAAGUUGGCCACGGGCUCCGAGUCCCUCGCGGGUCCCCUGCGCAUCCAGGACACCUGGCCGGCCCUCCCCAGCACCAUCGACGCCGCCUUCCAGGACCGGAUGACCAAGAAGGUCUUCUUCUUCGCAGGGCAGCGCUUUUGGGUGUACCAGGGGACGCGGGUCUUGGGCCCCCGCAGCAUCGAGAAGCUGGGCCUCGGCAGAGACGUCCAGAAGAUUGUGGGCGCCAUCCAGCGCAAGAACGGCAAAGUCCUCCUCUUCAGCGGAGAGCGGUUCUGGAGGCUGGACGUGAAAGCAGAGCGAGUGGACAAGGGCUUUCCACGCUACACAGACACGCUCUUCGCGGGCGUCCCGCUGGACUCCCAGCAUGUCUUCCUCUACAAAGGGAAAUACCACUUCUGCCAGGCCCCCUUCUGCUGGCAGGUGAAUGCCCAGUACCAGGUGGACAAGGUGGGCUACCUGAAGUACGACGUCCUGAAGUGUCCGGAGCAGCAGUAGGGCCCGUCAGCUGGACGCCAGGGGACCCUCCUGUGACCCCAUUUCCUGUGGCCCCGGGGCCCCUGGGCCAUUAUCCCUUGUUGCUUUAGCCCCGGCUUGGGCUACCAGUCCUUGGAGACGGCUGCCAUGGGGUGCCAGUGUGGCAAGGAGCGGACUGCCCAGCCUCCUUGGCUAGAGGCCUUGCUAAAGCCUUGCUGGAUGCAGGAGUUCCGACUGCUGCCACGGAACGGAUGAGGCUCAGAGACAUUUUGCUUGGCUGUGAACUUGCUGCAAGGGCCCCGCUCUCCUUGCCAGGAAGAGAAUGACACUCCUUAGCCUUCACACACACACACACACACAAUAUAAGGCCUCUGUCUUGGCUGCACUCAGUUUCAUGUUGCAGCUCUCGCCAUCUUGCGCACGUUUGCAAUAAAAGAGAUCCUGGACCAUC
Anolis sagrei ordinatus is the source of this 2600-nucleotide messenger RNA. The record is from RefSeq and is a predicted model, not a curated record. Lineage: Eukaryota; Metazoa; Chordata; Lepidosauria; Squamata; Anolidae.